CAAAACAGAAGCUGAUGGAGAGGACUGUGGAGGACCAGAACCAGCCAUGAAAUCAGAUCCAGAUACACAUUUACAACCAGACACUGAUAACGAGACUGGAGACUCUUCUGAACAUGAGACUGAUGACAGUGAUGAAGAGACCAGAGAACCUCAGUCAGGUCUAAACUCUCUGACUAAUGAUAGAUUCUCUGUUGUUGAUUCAAGAUGUACUACCGGUGAGAAAGCAUUUAGCUGCUCUGAGUGUGGAAAAAGAUUUGGCACCAAUGGACAUCUGAAGAGACACAUGGGAACCCACACAGGAGAGAAACUAUUUAGCUGCUCAGUCUGUAAAAAAGCUUUUAAAGAGAGUGUAAGUUUAAAGAGACACAUGAGAAUUCACACAGGAGACAAACCAUUCACGCUGCCAAAAUCUUGCAAGCUGACGAUCACACAAAUCACUUUCGUAGCAGCCAAACCAAAUUCUGUCAUUGAUUUACAAAAAAACCCUUUCACAAGGCGAUCGCUGGAAGCAAAAAAGAGGAUAAAGGAUCUCGGACCGGACCAACCCGACUUACAAAUCCAGCAGCAGGCCAGUGACCGAGGACGAAACUACACCCGGGGCUUCACCCGCUCUUGUUAUGGGAAACGGAGUUGGCUGGCUGGAUGUAAUGUUAGCAAUGCCUUUUUCUGCUUUCCCUGUCUUUUAUUUCAAAGUGUCGGCACUGAGGUUUUGUGGACAACAACGGGGGUAAGAGACCUAAAACAUCUUUCUGAAAAAUGCAAACGUCAUGAAAGUAGUCGCAGCCAUCUUGAUAAUAGCAUUAAGCUAACGUUUUUUGGCAGAGUUAGCAUUGCUGAACAACUUGAUGAAGGCUACAGGAUUGGCAUUAGAAGGCACAACGAAGAGGUGACAAAAAACCGUCACAUACUGUCCACGAUAAUAGACCGUGUGAAAUUUAGUGGAGCCUUUGAGUUGGCUUUACGUGGCCACGAUGAGAGUGAGAGCUCAGAUAACCCCGAGAUGUUUCACGGGUGGGUGGAUUUUGCUGCCUCUCUUGACGGAGCUUUGAAAGAGCACCUUGACAGGGCCACUGUAUUUAAGGGAACAUCUAAAACUAUACAGAACGAGCUACUGGACUGUAUGUUGUCUGUUACAAGAGAACAAAUAAUCAAAGAAGUCCAGACAACUGAUUUUUUAUCAAUCCAGGCAGUUGAAAUGACAGAUAUUGCCACACAGCCCCAACUUUUGCUUGUGCUGCGCUACAUAGACGCCAAAAACAACGUGCAGGAAAGAUUUUUUGAGUUCAUCCCCCUGCAGUCCGCUACAGCUGAGUCCAUUGCUACUGCAUUAAAAGGGCGUCUUGCUACUAUCCUUCCUGAGGAUCAGAAAAGUAAGCUCAUCUGCCAGGCAUAUGAUGGGGCCACCACUUCAGCUGUUCAGAGGAAAAUACAAGAUGUGUACCCAAAUGCCCACUACAUCCACUGCUACGCACAUCAGCUCAACCUGAUAAUGCAACAGGCCACCUCUCACAUAUCCAAGGUGAGAAUUUUUUUUUCUAACAUUGGUGGAUUUUCCAGCUUUUUUUCCAAGUCACCCAAGCGGACAUGUUUUCUGGAUGAAGUGGUUGCCCAUAGACUGCCAAGAUCCGGCACCGUCAGAUGGAACUUUCAUAGCCGUGCCAUCAAUACUGUUUUUGAGCACAGAGGGGAUCUCAUUCGCUGUUUUGAGAGCAUACAAGACUCAGGUGACUUUGACCCCAAUACUGUCAGAGAAGCAGGAGCCCUGGCCAUGCUACUGGAGGAUCAGGAUUUUAAGUUCUUUCUGGAACUUUAUCACCACAUCACGCCACACGUCGACUUCCUCUGUGCCAAGCUCCAGGAGAAGAACAUUGAUUCGGUCCAUAUCAAAGGGAGCAUCCAACAGUUCCAACAGGAAAUACAAAAGAUCAGAAACUCUCUCCAUUCCAUUGGUGAGCAAAGCAGUGGUUCUCGGCCAAUAAAGAGGCGCCGGGCGCUCAGUCCAGAAGGCUGCGAAAGGAUUGCAGCGGAGGUCUGUGACACCAUCCUUGGACACACUAGGGAGCGUUUCUCCUUCGCAGACCAGCUCGUCUGUGCCACCUUGUUGCAGGGGGACAGGUUUGAGGAGUACAAGGAUACCUUUCCUGAAGAUGCAUUGAGCAGCACCAUGAAAGCGUACCCGAUGCUCAGUGGAAGCAAGCUGAAGACAGAGCUCAGUCUCAUCUACAGCAAGGAAGAGUUCAAAGCCUGCCGUGGUGCCGUGGACCUAUUCCAGCUGUUCAUGGAGAAUAAUCUCGAGGAAGUCUUUUCCGAAACUGUGACUCUCCUAAAAGUUGUCAUUACCACACCCAUGACCACGGCUGAAGCUGAGAGGUGCUUCUCAACCUCGAAAAGAAUAAAAACUUUUCUCAGAAACCCCGUGACCCAGGAGAGGCUGAAUGCACUGGCCAUGCUGUCCAUGGAAAAGAGACUUGUUACUGAGAUGACAGACUUUAAUCAGAGAGUCAUUGAGAAAUUUGCUGGCCAGAAGGGAAGGAGAGCAACAUUUAUGUUCAAGUAGUUAACAUGCUUUUUGGUAGUGGGUGGAAGGAUAUAGUUUAAAAAAAAAGAAAACUCAGUCAGUGUCACUAUCUUCUUAUGUUUGUAACUUGAAUUUUGUAUCAUAUUGUCUUGCUCUUCUUAAUUACAUAGCCUAGUUGUUUAAAUGAAGUAGUGCUGGUUGUUUUGCCCAGUUUUGAAGUGCUGCUUUCUAUUUAUUUAAACUUGGU
Molecule: messenger RNA, 2765 nt
Organism: Perca flavescens (yellow perch)
Lineage: Eukaryota; Metazoa; Chordata; Actinopteri; Perciformes; Percidae
Product: zinc finger MYM-type protein 1-like
Exons: 3
Coding region: 47-2557 (836 amino acids)
Molecular function (GO): protein dimerization activity
Source: RefSeq, a predicted model, not a curated record